UUAAUGAAAAAAAUAUCCUUUUAUCUGUUUACUACUAUAUCUAUCUAUGGACAUGUUUAGUUGUUAGAUUAAGCCACCGAUCUUUCUCUCUUCUCUUUAUUUCUUUACCUUAUUUCAAUCCAAUAUUAAGGAAUCACCAAAAAAGUGUGAUACAUGGCUGCAACUAAUGCUUCAAUCUUUGCUUCUUCCACUCAACCUUGUUUCUCUGUCACAACUCGUAGUCAUAGCAUAACAAACACGUUUGGAAGUAAUUUUCUCAAUGUUUCACUGCCAAGAUGUUACCCUAUGAAGGAAAGACAUGUGAAAGUUAGGCAUGUAGUCAAUGCUGCUGCUGCGGUUGCAACAAGUCCUACUGAGGAAAUUCAAGAGUACAAGCUUCCUUCAUGGGCUAUGUUUGAACUUGGGAAGGCUGCUGUUUACUGGAAAACCACAAAUGGUGUUGCUCCAACUUCAGGUGAAAAGCUUAAACUGUUCUAUAAUCCAGCUGCAGCUCAACUUGCUCCUAAUGAAGAAUUUGGAAUUGCUUUUAAUGGAGGUUUUAAUCAACCAAUUAUGUGCGGUGGUGAACCAAGAGCUAUGCUCAGAAAGGAUAGAGGCAAAGCUGAUUCUCCUAUAUACAGCAUUCAAAUAUGUGUUCCUAAACAUGCUUUAAACUUGAUCUUCUCAUUUACAAAUGGAGUAGAUUGGGAUGGUCCAUAUAGAUUGCAAUUUCAAGUCCCUAAGCCUUUACAGAACAAGCCAAUUGAAUUCUUUAAUGAGGGCUUGGCAGAGGAACUAAGUAAAGAAGGAGCAUGUGAACAAGCAAUAUUUCCAGACACAACUGCAGUUAUAGAAAAAUGUGCUAUGAUUGGUAAUUUAUCAAAAGAAGGGGGUGAUCGCUGCGAACUGAAUCUUGUUCCAGGGUGCAUCGAUCCUAGCUCGCCCUUGUACGAUCCAAUGGCCAAUGUAGAUGAUGGAUCAUGUCCAAUUGAAGUGGAUUCUGAUUCUGAUGAAUAACAUUACAUUUUUACAUGAAUAUUCAUUUCCAGCAUGCAUGCUGUUGUAAUUUGUUAUUACGUAAAUAAGGUGUUGUAUAAUAUAAAAUGUAAAUUCCACACUUAGUAGUUAGCACUGAACUUUGGGAAUAGUUGUCCCUUCUAUACUAUACUACUGGGAAGAAAUUAUGGUUCAUGGUAUAAGGUUGUGCUUUUAUACUCCGAAA
Molecule: messenger RNA, 1201 nt
Organism: Medicago truncatula (barrel medic)
Lineage: Eukaryota; Viridiplantae; Streptophyta; Magnoliopsida; Fabales; Fabaceae
Product: protein POST-ILLUMINATION CHLOROPHYLL FLUORESCENCE INCREASE, chloroplastic
Exons: 8
Coding region: 154-996 (280 amino acids)
Biological process (GO): chlororespiration
Cellular component (GO): thylakoid; chloroplast stroma
Source: RefSeq, a predicted model, not a curated record